UCCUAUCCAGUCACAUCUUUUGUUGCUGCUACAACCACAAAGUUUGACUACUUGGACCAUGCCUAAUAUGAAUCUGUUAAUAUUAGUCAGGGAUUCAUCACCACAAAAAGGAGGCAUAUUACUCCAUGCUAAGGGUGACUUUUUGCCAGAGACUUUUUGCUAGAGAUUCAAUCACCAUAUAAAUACUGAGCUUCAUUAUAAAUGGCAGUUGCUUAUCACACCCAUUUAUCCAAGUCUUGUUAAUCAGAUACACAGUGCAAAGAUCAAGAAUGAAAUUCAUGUUUGUCCUGCUUUCACAGAAGCAUUCUUGAGUCUGCUUUUGAAGAACGUUCUGGGUGUUCUCUGAAACUACCACCCUAUCACAAAGAUUUCACAAUACUAUGUGCCAUUUCAGCAUGUAGGGACUCUACUGCAAAUAAGGUAUAUAUGUGCAAAACCUGCCCACCCACUCUUUCGUCUUUCCUUAUAUAGCUGUAUAUACACAUUGGUUAGCCAGUCUUAGGGAUUUAUUAAGAGAAACACACUAAUGUGCGACAGACUCUUCAAGACUAUGAAAUUUGCAGCUGCCUUUGUGCUUCUUGCUCUGAUCCUGUGCUGCUUCUCAGGUUCCACUGCUAAAGAAACAAAGAGGAGCUGCAUCAUAAAUCAAAAGGAAGAAUAUUUUGCGUGCCCACCAGUUGAGUCAUUUGUUUGUGGCUCAGAUGGCAAAACAUACAAGAAUACAUGUUUUCUUGGCAAAGCUAUGAGAGCUUCUUGUGGAAAAGUGAGAUACAGACACCCUGGCCCAUGUAUUGACAGAAAAAGUACUCCAUGA
This is a messenger RNA of Podarcis raffonei (Aeolian wall lizard), 814 nucleotides long. Its product is annotated as serine protease inhibitor Kazal-type 6-like. Lineage: Eukaryota; Metazoa; Chordata; Lepidosauria; Squamata; Lacertidae. The record is from RefSeq and is a predicted model, not a curated record. Gene Ontology annotation, molecular function: protein binding. The transcript has 4 exons. Bases 527 to 814 code for a protein of 95 amino acids.